This is a messenger RNA of Linum trigynum, 5668 nucleotides long. Lineage: Eukaryota; Viridiplantae; Streptophyta; Magnoliopsida; Malpighiales; Linaceae. The record is from the annotation of a GenBank genome assembly.
UUUAAACCUUUCUUACAUAUUUUUAAGCCUGAAUACAUUAAACCAAAUGAUAUCUUUGUAAAAUAUUAAUACAUCAUCUUACAAAUACAUUGAACCAAAGCCAACAAAGUUGAUUUUGUAAAUCAAUCUAUUUUUUUAAAACCUAAAUGGCAGGAUUUGGGAGAUAAUUAUUGUUAUAAUUUAGUUAUUGAGGAAAUUAACAUGAUAGAACAUAUUAAAAGCAUGGCUCUUUAAAUUGACUUAAUUUUUUAUUAUAGAAUUAUAUGUAGUUUUCUUUAUCAGAAGUCACUUGUACAUCAUCACUCGGCUGGAUCUGAUCAACUAAAAUUGACUCCACCUAUCUUAUAAUGAAAACUGACCGACUUAGUAUCAAGUUAUGUGAUUAGUAAAUAUGCACUAUUGAAAUUGACAUAUUGUCAUUUUAAAUAACUUCUUAAAUUAAUCUAAAAGUAUAAAAUAACUUUCAUUUUUUUACAAUUUUCAUGUUAGCUAUAAAUAUAUUAUAGAAAUGUAAUGAUUUGAUACUUUGUCUAACUUGAUAUUAGCAUCCGUUGUGUGAUAAUAAAAAAUUAUGUAUUACUUAAGAUUUGGAUCGAACCAUUCUAUCAUUAUGUGUUUAAAAAUAAACCUCUGAAUAUUGUUAUUUUCUUAAUCCACAAAUCUUCUUUCUAAUCUCAUAGGCUCCCUUCCCUUUCACUACACCAAGACCCAUGACCUCUUACACGUGGAGGAGAUGAAUGACAGGUGGCAACAAAUGUCAAUCAGCCGAGCUCGAUACAUUCCUUCUCCUCUAUCUUUGUGACUGUUCUCCUUGCUUUGAUUUCUUUUAUCUGACAUCAAUAAUCCUAAACGAACUACAGAGAAUCGACCAGUUGCAUGCAAUUGGGAUCCAAAUCCCCUUUUCUCAAUGAGUGAGCAAAAGUGCUGGUUCCUUGCUUUUGAUCCCUCUCUUAUUCAUCUUCAUGUCGAAAUUAUCGGCUAAUUGUGGUUGCUUCUUCCAAUUACCCUCCGAUCCUGAUUGUGACCCUCUUAUUUUGAUUACCCAAUACCAUCGGUAACAAAAGAGAGAGCCCCAAGUUUGUUACUUCAGCACGACGGUUCUGGAUUUUGGGAUUGGGAAGCUUGUGAAUCCGCUGGGGAAUUAUUAUCCAUAAACAGUAGUCAAUUAAUUGAACAUGCAAUACGGAGGCGUACAGACGACGAUAGUGUGUCACGAAGGAAUUCUCCAGGAUGAGGUCGAGGAAUCGAUGACGCCGAAGCAGUCUUUGACUUCCCCUUCUCUCCCCUUCCUCUUCUAUAGGAUCUCCGACAAUGCAAGGAUCAACGCCAAGACGACUGUUAUACUAUCAUCGACGAUACUAUCAUCGACGAUUUUCCUAGCCGGCGGCCGGCCCCCUGCAUCCAUCUUCCGAACACAUUGGAGCUAGUCUGAAAUAGGGAAAAACACGAUCCAUCACAAACCCCACUUUCGCCAGGACGAAGAUCGGAGAAAAGCCGAGAGAGAGAGAUCGGGAGAGGGAAUAAGGCGAUCCAUCAUUGACCCCAGCUUCGCCUGGAGGUAAAGAAGGGAAGAAUCGAUGGCGGCCACUUGCCUCGCCGCCAAUCGGUCGACGGGGGGAAUCAUCGGAGUAGGUAAGAGUCGUAAAAAAAAACAUGAGUUUGGAAAAAAGAUUGCCUGGAUCGACAGUCAAUAUUGAGUCCGCAGGAGGCUUAUGGUGUACCUACCCGUAGCCCACUGGACCCCUUAAGUAAACUGGCCAAUUAAUUAUACUAAUUUUGUCUAUUUGAUGUGCUUAUUGCUUUAUCCACAUCUUAAUUGCAAUGUGGAUGAUGAUCUAGAGGUUUGACCUAAUGUGGGUGACCAUCCACUUAAGUGUUAGAAUCAAAUAGUGUAAUUUAGGUUAUUGUAUGACCAUUGGUUUGCCUAAUUUUGUAAUUAUGGGUUCAUCACAAUUGAUCAGGAUUCCGCAUAUCCCUAGAUAUAGUUGUCAAUUGCAUGAUCAAUAAGGCUGCAACAUCAGACUACCAUCUUCUUUCGACACGCAAUCCAUAUCUAAAACAAACAAACUUAAGACUUCUUUUCAGAGUCGCACGCAAAUUACACCUUCGACAAGACAUGGCACAUAGAAGAAUCCAAAUUUCAUGAAAGGCUUGAGCACAAAAAUUCUCAUCAAUCAAUCAUGUGAUAUAGGGAUGCUGAGGCAUAUAUAUACACACAAAGCUCAUAAUGCCUCACGUAACAACAGUACAAAGAUGACGAGUCGUCGUCGAAGAGUGUAUUCAAUCAAUCAUGUAAAGUGGUUUCGUUGGUUUGUGAAGUGGAUCACAAGUGCACCUAGACGAUGCAUUGUCCAAAUUCACCACCAUUGUUUUGCAGAAAAGGGAACAAGAUCAUCAUGUUCCUCUUAUAUAAGAUCCACGUUCAUCCACGAGAGUAUAAGCUAGCUAAUGCACUAUGAAAAUCACACCGCAAAAGUUUGGCAAUAUAUAAUAUAAUUAGCAGCUUAGAUCCAACUGUUCGUCGAGGAAAAGCUUGCAUUGAUUGAAAUUUUAUUUAUAGCUUUCGAAACUAUUCAUCUCAAUAUUUACUCAUAGUUUGCUAUAUGAGCAAAGUGCAAUCGAGGACGACGUAGCUUUCAAUUAGGUUAUGAGUUCUCUCCAAGGUUUGCAUUGCAUUCUUCUUUCGUUCUUUAAGAUACAAAAUUGGAUUAUAGGGCAUAAUAUGUCUCAUUAUUAUGCAUUUUUAUCAAACAUGUUAUUCUGCUAUAUUUUACAAAAAUUAUCAAACAUGCUCUUUGUUAAAAUUUCCACCCAAAACCAUCAACCACGAUCGAAGUUUGGUUUGGGAGACAUAAAUGUCUGAAAUAUCCCCGAUAAAUUUCACUUUAACAUUUUUUGUUUAUUUUAUAUAGCCUAUUAUUCCCAAAUAAUUUCACUUUAACAAGACCUAGAGUAAUAAAUAGAGGAGCAAAACUGAUAUUCUCCAUCUCAUUUUAUCGAGGUUAGAUCAUCCAGACUACGGUUCAACCACGAUUGAUUAUUUUUGAAUGAAAAUAAUAACAGAAUGACAUGUUUCUUAACUUUUUCCAAAACACAUGAACAUGUUUAAAUUGAUAUAAAAAAUAGGAUAUAUUUGAUAAUAAAAAAAUACAUAGUAAAACUACAUAUUAUUACCUAUAACUCAUAAGAAUUCUACAGUAGUCAAAAGUGGCUAUUUCAACAUACAAUAUGUAAGUUCUUGUUCAUCCAAAAUUAAACAUAAAAAAAAUCCAGUGGAUGCAUGGGCACCAACCGGUUGGAACUUGGAAGGGAUUGGAAAAGGGUGAAAAGACAAAAGAAGAGAAUAAACAACAGGGAAAAAAAAAAAAAAAAAAAAAGAGAAAUGGCCAAGGAGCAGAAAACAGUCGUAUCCUACGUGUAUGUGGGAGCGCAUUAUCUUGAGAGAUUAUGCGGUUUCGGUUUUCAACAAAUGGAACUUUGUUUAUAAAUGCAUUUUUGGCCUCAUGAUUUUCAAAAAGUAAAAAUUAUUAUUUGUACUAAGUAUAGAUUAGUUAGCUAGGGUGAGAUGCUGCAAUUAAUUAUGUAGUUGGACUUGGUUCUCUUGAAAUUCUGUGUUACCUUUUGUAAUCCCAAUUUCCUGUUUUUUUGUUUUUUUACCAUUUAUGGGAAUUAGGAAGUAAUCAAAUUGAAACAUGCAAUGAUGUAUCACACUAAUUAAUAAUUGUGUAAUGGCAUUGUUUCCUCAGAUAAUAAUGUUUUAAUUCGAUUCAUUCCCUUCCAAUGUAUAAUUCCUUAUUACCAUUAAUGUCAAAAUUGAAAUUGUGUGACGAUACCUAUAAUAAAUUGAAAUCCACAGUCGUCUACGUGCUCAGAUACUCAUUAUUUUGUACAAUCUAGUUAUAUAUGUUGAACAAUUCGAAAGAAAGGUCGCAACUGAACUAGUGCGGUUUUAUUACAAUGGUCACAUUAUUUGUCACACAAUAUGUUUACUAUUUUACUACAAUAUCUUAACUGAUUAUCUACCAUAGAUUCAAUUUUAAGAAUAUAAAGUAACACUUGUCACAUAAUAACUCACUAAAAAAAUUAAGAAGUACUAAUAAACCAACCUGAAGUUUUAGAUUCGAAUUCCUCAAACAACACCUAAUAAUUAAAAAAAAUUAUAUCACUCUUAUAAGAAAAUCAAAAUAAUAACAAAAAUGAUGUAAUUAUAAUUUUAGUACAAUCAACUAUGGCCACCUGUCAACUUACCAUUGUAAGCACACUAACAGCUAUAAAUCAAAGAAACCUAGCAGCACAGGGUUCUCAUUUUCCCCACUAUUUGUCUAUUAACAAGCUGAGCCGAGGUAGGUGAAAUUCGGCUUGGUUCGCUCAUUAACAGCUCUACUCUGAAACUACUCAUGGUUUCAGAGUUCAGUUCCAAUACUUGUGAUCCACCACCUUCUUUCAAAAAAGAACCUGAGUCUUUUUUUUCAAUCGUGCACGCAAGUUAAACCUAUAACGAGACGUGAAACGUAAAAGAAUCCAAAUUUCGUGGAAGGAAUGAGCACAAACAUUCCAUCAAUCAUGUGAUAGGGAUGCCGAGGUCAAGACUCGAGAGUGUAUUCAAUCAAUUAUCAAAGUGGUUUCGUUGGUUUGUUGAAGUGGAACAAGUAAGUGCACCUAGACGAAGUAAUGUCCAAAUUCACCACCAUUGUUUUGCAGAAAAAGGGAACUUGAUCAUGUUGCUUUUACAAAUAAGCAGUUAGUUAGACAGCAGGAGAGUAUUAGCAAGCUAGCCAAUAAGAUAAAAGAUAACAAUAAUUAUUAUCCAUCGAAUACAAUAUUAAUUGAUGAGCACUUCUACUAUGCUAUAUAGCAUUGGUGCUUUAAUGUACAACUUGAAGUUGUACCAUAACAUUAAAUGUAUAAGUUUAGGUUGUACCAUAAAAGAAUUUGGAUCAUCAUAUUAUGGUACAACUUUACAACUUGAAGUUGUACCAUCACAUAAGAUACAAGUUUAAGUUGUACCAUAAAAAAAUUUGUACAAAAAGUAUAGGUACAAUCUGAAGUUGUACCAUAACGUUAAAUGUACAAUUUCAAGUUGUACCAUAAAUAGCACCAAUACUAUAUAUCAUUGUAAAAUUCCUCUAAUUGAUAAUGUCAUCGGUACAUAAGAAGCAGGCAAUCCAUCAAUUAUCGCUUUAUAGGUAAAUGCAAUUUGCAUCACAAAACAAGAAUGGAUGUUUGUUUUUUAUUACCUAGAAAAAUCGUGGAAUUGAUAGCUAGGUGGAAUGUGUAUCGUGGAGAUGAUAUAAAUAUAUAUAUACUUCGGUGCACUCUUUGAAUGCAUCAAACUCUAAAAGUGGUUAUAAUAUAUCAAAUUCAGAAAUUUAAUGGGUAUCAUUAAUCUAAUAUGAUGAUAUAACACAAAAUCACAACUAAUUGAUCCAUUGGCCAACCUAUUAACCUUCAAUUUUGAAUCCCAACUCAAAAUCCCAAAUUGUAAACCCUAACCCUAAAUUUCUAAACCCUAAAUCAUUCAAAUUAAAGUGAAUCUUGAAUGAUUUUUGUACAAUUUCAUGCGGUUCUUAUUCAUCAUACCACAAGUGAUGAUUGACAUCGAUUUUACAUCAAUCGCCUGCUCAGAAUGACGAUUAUGAGGCGGAUCCAUUAAAUGCAAAAAAAAUAG